Molecule: messenger RNA, 976 nt
Organism: Lolium perenne
Lineage: Eukaryota; Viridiplantae; Streptophyta; Magnoliopsida; Poales; Poaceae
Source: RefSeq, a predicted model, not a curated record
CGUAACUUGCAUUCGUGGUACCUUAAGGCCUCAAAGGAAGGGAUCGAGACUAUCAUGGUGCGAGUUAGGGAAGAGCACUACUUCCAGGAGUACUGUGUGAACGUUGACUUCGCCGAACUCUUUCAGUUAUAUAAUCUCCGGGCCCUCGACAAAUCAAUCAUCAGUUGCUAUUGUCUAUCGAAGAUGCUCGAAUGCAAAAGGGACGAUAUCACAGACAUUGGGUUCAUUGACCCGCACACAAUGCAUGUUAAAACCAUAGAGGAUCCCCUCUAUAACAAGGAUACACCGCAGACUUUGCUAAGGUUUUUGAAGCGACAACGUGACAAAAAGCUAAUACUUUGGCCUUACAACUUCGAGUUUCACUUUAUUCUUCUCGUCAUCAAUUUGGAAAUUGGAGAAGUUGAAGUCUAUGACUCACUAAGCAAAAAAUCGGAACUAUACUUGUCUUGUUAUUUAAUGCUCAGAAGCGUAUGGGAAACUUUCAUCAAGGAAGAUACGUCCCGUGAAUGGACACCGAAGCUGCGAUGGAAGGCGAAAAAAUGCCCGCAACAACCUUCGGGGACCGAUCUCUGUGGAUUCUUCGUUUGCGAGUACAUCCGCAGAAUUGUCAACGAGAGAACGAAUAAUGAAAGAAAUAAAGAGUUGGCAAGAAAGCGGAACAAGCUCUCAAUCGAUGACCGCUUCAUAGCAAUAGGCGAGGAAUUGGCGGGAUUUUUCCUUCGGGACGUCAUACCACAACUCGCAGAGCACCACUAUGAAUGAAGAUGUACAUGUUACAUAUAUAGUUGACUCGAAGAGUACCACUAUGCUACAUGUAAUAGACAUAUAUAGAGUACGCCUCGGAGAGCACCACUAUGCAUGAAGAUCGAUCUUCAUGCAUAGUGCUACUUAAUUUGCGAUCUUAUGCAAUAACAUGUGUGUUAUAUUAUAUGCACCAACUUGCUAUGCAUCAUCUUGAUCUUCAUGUACUACCUAA